Molecule: messenger RNA, 1841 nt
Organism: Exophiala xenobiotica
Lineage: Eukaryota; Fungi; Ascomycota; Eurotiomycetes; Chaetothyriales; Herpotrichiellaceae
Exons: 1
Coding region: 112-1083 (323 amino acids)
Biological process (GO): endocytic recycling; Golgi organization; Golgi vesicle transport
Cellular component (GO): GARP complex; EARP complex; membrane
Source: RefSeq, a predicted model, not a curated record
AGCAAUGCCAAAACACCGGUAUAAUAGCACAAUCGCAAAAUUUGUUGGACUGUAUUGUACAUCCCGCUGCGUUGAACUGAUAUCGGCCAUGUAGCUGUCCUGUUGCACGCCAUGGCUACGAUCAGCUCCCCUCGAAGCGAGUCUCCCGCCAUAUCGAUUCCACGCAUCACUUCACCUUCUAUACCCAGUACAAGCGGCACACCUGUUUCCUCGGUGCGUCCGUCAUUCGAAGUGACAAGAAACAACUCUGCUUCUCCGUCGCUACAACAUGCCUCCCCCAUUGCCAAUCCGGCGCAGCGGCGCAACCGGGCUGCUUUGCGUGACUAUUACAAUCUGAAGGGAAGAGGUCCGUCCGGCGCGGAUUACGACCUCAGUCGCAAAGCAAGCAUAGCAUCCAACACCUCCGAAUCAACCAUAACCUCUCCCACGGUCGUACCGGAGUCCUCAACGCUGACAGCACAACUUGACGACCCCUACUUUGACGCCGAAGCUUACGUUUCCGACCUUCUCAAAACUGCCACCCUGCAAGAUAUACUAAAGGCAGAAAGCGCCCUUGUUAGCGAAGUUCGGAAUCUAGAUGGCGAGCGAAAGGCUCUGGUCUAUGACAACUACAGCAAGUUGAUCAAGGCUGUCGGUACGAUCGCGAAGAUGCAGAAGGGCAUGCACAAGCGGGAGCCGAACAGAUUUAGUGCGCUGGGAAUGCAGAAAGACACAACCCCAAGCCUAGAGGGAGUGGAAAAACUGGGCGAGAAACUUGACGGUCUGCUCAAGAUAGUCAAGGAUCUGGGACCUGUUCAACGAGAAGACACUCAGCGGCUGGUCGAGGCGAGGGAGCAGAGACGGCAGAAAGAGACGGUCAAAUGGGCAUUGGACGCCCCAAAUCGACUACAAGCCAUGAUAGAAAGAGGCCAGAAGGCCGAGGCGGCGAAAGAAUAUGAUUCAAUCAAGGCAUUGUUGGAUCAGUGGAACGGUGUUGGUGGAGUCGAUGAGUUGCGAGCUGAAUGUGCGCGAGUCAUCGACAGGAUCGAGACGGACGCGCGGGUAUCAGAACAGCAAGAUAACGAUGCCGCAAAUGCAGACUGACGAUGAUCCAAGAAUGCGCACAAUUUGGCCGACUCCUCAAUGUACCUACGGCACCACCGGCGACAUUCUCGGAUGGGCGAGCGGCUUCCGUCAGAUGCAUCAGGUCUCUAAUGUCCUCCAACCAGGUGGGCAGGCGCUUCCCACGAGACAAGAUCUUGCGUUCUUGAUUGAACUUCUUAAUCACCGACUUGCGGGACUGGGUCUCCCACGUCUAUAGAGAUCAGCUUCAAUCUAGCGACUCGGCAGAUCCGUUUGCCUAACUCAUACGAGAAUCGGCGCCGCGUUCUCUGCCACUCCAUUGUGCUUGCAGAGUAACUCGGCCUACUUGACACCGCCAAUGAAUGGUGGAAUCUACGCCUGCGACUCGUGUCGCGUGGUCCGAGUCGCCUUGGACUGGAAUUUGGAUGGUAUAAGAACUCAACACUCAUGAUACAUUCAGUAGUCGAGCUUGAGGACGAAGGGAGAGACCUGGACGCAACCACAUGACUGCAUCUGUGUAUUGUGGCCUACUCUUGUCUACCUACGUGGCUGCACGUUCCAGUGGUGAACCUUCACUUCGAAGCCUAGCGUCAUCGGCGAUAUCCUUGCAACACCAUCGCAAGUUCAUGGGGCGUGCUCUAUGGUUCGUACAAUCCAAGGCAAGCUUACUCAAAUACGGUAGAAGAUUGAAUUCGAACAAUAAUCAUAUCGCGCAUGACCAUAUCUCAUGUGUCUCCUUUCCCAGCCUGGAUCCAUGAGCCUGCAUGUCGAAAAUCGGG